This is a messenger RNA of Kazachstania africana CBS 2517, 777 nucleotides long. RefSeq names its product proliferating cell nuclear antigen (gene POL30). The record is from RefSeq and is a predicted model, not a curated record. Gene Ontology annotation, cellular component: PCNA complex. Gene Ontology annotation, biological process: leading strand elongation; mismatch repair; regulation of DNA replication. Lineage: Eukaryota; Fungi; Ascomycota; Saccharomycetes; Saccharomycetales; Saccharomycetaceae. The transcript has a single exon. The coding region runs from base 1 to 777 and encodes 258 amino acids. Gene Ontology annotation, molecular function: DNA polymerase processivity factor activity; DNA binding.
AUGUUAGAAGCUAAAUUCUCAGAAGCAUCCUUAUUUAAAAGAAUCAUUGACGGUUUCAAAGAUUGUGUCCAACUAGUCAAUUUCCAAUGUAAAGAAGAUGGUAUCAUCGCACAAGCUGUCGAUGAUUCUCGUGUUCUUUUGGUCUCUUUAGAAAUCGGUGUAGAAGCAUUCCAAGAAUAUAGAUGUGAUCAUCCUGUUACUUUAGGUAUGGAUUUAAAUUCAUUGAGUAAAAUCUUACGUUGUGGUAAUAAUUCAGAUAAUUUAACUUUAAUUGCUGAUGAUACUCCUGAUUCUAUCAUCUUAUUGUUUGAAGACACUUCAAAGGAUAGAAUCGCUGAAUAUUCUUUAAAAUUAAUGGAAAUUGAUGCAGAUUUCUUAAGAAUUGAAGAACUACAGUAUGAUACUACUUUAAUGAUGCCGUCCACUGAAUUCUCUAAAAUUGUAAGAGAUUUAAGUCAACUAUCAGAUUCUUUAAACAUUAUGAUCACAAAGGAAACAAUAAAAUUUGUUGCUGAUGGUGAUAUCGGUUCAGGUUCCGUCAUCUUAAAACCAUUUGUUAACAUGGAAAAACCAAAUGAAAGUAUUAAAUUAGAAAUGGAAAGUCCCGUCGAUCUAACUUUCGGUGUUAAAUAUUUAUUAGAUAUCGUUAAAGGUUCUUCUCUAUCAGAAAAAGUAGGCAUCAGAUUAUCAAGUGAAGCUCCUGCUCUUUUCCAAUUCGAUCUAUCAAGUGGGUUCUUACAAUUCUUCUUGGCUCCAAAGUUUAAUGACGAAGAAUAA